AUGUCUUCUGAUCACUCAUUCCCGGCCGCCGUUCUGGCCAUCGACAUCGUCCUUGCCUUACCAGUUGUCUACAUCACACUCAAACAUGGCAUCCGGCAUGCCGCCAUCAUCGGAUGGGCAUACCUCUUCGUUUUCCUCACACUACGCAUCGUUUCUAGCGCCAUGCAGCUGAAAGAUUCGACUAACCCAUCGGCGUCGCUCGUCGCCAGCAUUGGGCUCUCACCAUUGCUGCUCUCCGCCGUCGGCAUACUCCACGAAUCCCGCGGAUACAGCAUCGAGAACCGACGUCGAAGUGUUGACACGAUUUGGGUGCUCCUCCUUCAUGUCGUCAUCAGUACCGCAGUGGCGUUGACAGGCGUUGGUGCUUCAGGCAUGAGCAAAGCCGACAUUACUGAGGAUGUCCGGAAUAAGGACAAGAAGCUGGUUAUCGUCGGCAUGGUCCUGCUUUUACUAAGCUGGGUCUGCAUCUCCAUGGUGACUGCUGCCUCAUUCCUCGCGCGACCGCGCACGACCUCAUCUGGUUCCACGGAUCAAAAGCAGGGCAAAUGGCUGCUGUAUGCCGUCGCGCUCGCGAUUCCAUUUCUUGGCAUCCGGAUCAUAACCAGUUUGGUGUACUUCAGCACUCAGAACCAGUCUUUGAGCCCAGUGACCGGAGACAUUGGGUAUAAGGUUGGACUCGGUUUCAUCGAGGAGCUCAUCGUCACCGUCGCAUUUGUCUUUGCCGGUGUGGCUACCAGAAACGUUGGCCGCGAUCGGUCGAACACUAGAGUUAGGUCGGAGGAGAGACGAUGGACAAAAUGA
This is a messenger RNA of Truncatella angustata, 801 nucleotides long. RefSeq lists its product as uncharacterized. The record is from RefSeq and is a predicted model, not a curated record. The transcript has 2 exons. The coding region runs from base 1 to 801 and encodes 266 amino acids. Lineage: Eukaryota; Fungi; Ascomycota; Sordariomycetes; Amphisphaeriales; Sporocadaceae.